GAGGAUAAACGAGGAAAGUGGGAGAGCAAGUGCAGUCUGAGCGGCGAAGCUCGAACUCUGUUGAUCUGUUCUGUGACGAUAUCGAUUUCAGGUUGAAACGAAAAGAUGGCUUCACCAGCUCUUAUUUGUGACACUCAACCCUGGAAGGACCUGAAGGCCCAUGUUGAGGACAUCAAGAAGACACAUUUACGUGAUUUGAUGAAUGAUUCUGAACGAUGCAAGUCAAUGAUGCUCGAGAUUGAUGGGUUGCUAUUGGACUACUCAAGGCAGUGUGCCACUCAAGACACCAUGGAGAAGCUCUUUAGACUUGCAGAGGCAGCACAUCUCAAGCAAAAGAUUAACAGCAUGUACAGUGGAGAGCAUAUAAACAGCACUGAGAAUAGGUCUGUCCUUCAUGUAGCCUUACGUGCUUCAAGGGAUAAAGUGAUUUGCAGUGAUGGGAAGAAUGUGGUCCCUGAUGUUUGGAAAGUAUUGGACAGGAUUAGUGAGUUCUCUGAAAGGGUUCGAAGUGGCUCCUGGGUUGGAGUAACAGGAAAAGCAUUGAAGGAUGUUAUUGCUGUUGGAAUUGGUGGAAGUUUCUUGGGUCCUCUAUUUGUGCACACUGCUCUUCAAACAGAUCCAGAAGCCAUACAAUGUGCAAAAGGACGUCAAUUGCGAUUCCUUGCAAAUGUUGAUCCAAUUGAUGUUGCCAAAAGUAUCACGGGGUUGAACCCUGAAACCACAUUAGCUGUAGUUGUUUCAAAAACUUUUACAACAGCUGAAACUAUGUUGAAUGCUCGGACAUUGAGGGAGUGGAUUUCAGCCGCUCUUGGACCUCAAGCAGUUGCAAAGCAUAUGGUGGCUGUUAGUACAAACCUUACGCUUGUGGAGAAGUUUGGAAUAGACCCUAAUAAUGCUUUUGCUUUCUGGGACUGGGUUGGAGGCCGAUAUAGUGUUUGCAGUGCUGUUGGUGUGUUGCCCCUGUCUCUACAAUAUGGUUUCCCAGUUGUUGAGAAGUUUCUAAAGGGGGCUUCAAGCAUUGAUCAAAAUUUCCAUUCAGCACCAUUUGAGAAAAACAUACCUGUGCUUUUAGGUUUGUUGAGCAUAUGGAAUGUUUCUUUUCUUGGAUAUCCUGCAAGAGCUAUCUUACCAUAUUCUCAGGCCCUAGAGAAAUUUGCACCACAUAUUCAACAGGUUAGCAUGGAGAGUAAUGGGAAGGGAAUAUCAAUUGAUGGAGUGCAACUUCCCUAUGAGGCAGGUGAGAUUGAUUUUGGUGAGCCAGGAACAAAUGGUCAACACAGCUUUUACCAGCUAAUUCACCAGGGACGGGUUAUUCCUUGUGAUUUUAUUGGUGUCGUGAAGAGUCAACAACCUGUCUACUUGAAAGGGGAGUUGGUGAGUAACCAUGAUGAGCUCAUGUCUAACUUCUUUGCACAGCCAGAUGCUCUUGCUUAUGGGAAGACUCCAGAGCAAUUACUAAAUGAGAAUGUACCUCAACACCUUAUUCCUCACAAGACCUUCUCUGGCAAUCGACCGUCCCUCAGCCUCUUACUUCCCUCUCUGAAUGCUUAUAAUAUUGGACAGUUGUUAGCAAUCUAUGAACACAGAAUUGCUGUGGAAGGUUUUAUAUGGGGGAUCAAUUCUUUUGAUCAAUGGGGGGUUGAGUUAGGCAAGUCACUUGCUUCGCAAGUGAGAAAGCAACUUAAUGCAUCUCGUACAAAAGGAGAGCCAGUUGAGGGAUUCAAUUUCAGUACCACAACGAUGCUAAACAAAUAUCUCGAGAGCUAAAAUGUAUUCCUCCUUUGACAGGCAAAAUCACGUGUUCCUGCUAAUCCAACCACUGUUCUACCAAAGGUAUAAAUGUUUGGUGCUCAUGUCUAAUGGAGUUGCUACUUGCUACUUCAAUACCAAGGAGCAUCUAAUCUUGUGAUUUCUGGAUAUCAAAACCAGCAGCAUUUAAGUUUUGGAGUUGUGAUCGGUAGUCUGGUACUGCUAAAGAGUUCAGCUCUGAGAAUAAUAUUGAUUAGUUGACAAUCAUUUCGGGACUUGCAGGUAUCUGGUGCGUGGUUAAGGUUUUCUAGAAAACCCAUUCAUCAGAUAUUCAGGUUUAGGAAAAAUUUAAAUGAUAUAUAAACAUAUAGUGAUGAUCAGAAGAAUUCGGUUUUGAUAUUCGCUUGGUGAA
Molecule: messenger RNA, 2161 nt
Organism: Nelumbo nucifera (sacred lotus)
Lineage: Eukaryota; Viridiplantae; Streptophyta; Magnoliopsida; Proteales; Nelumbonaceae
Product: glucose-6-phosphate isomerase, cytosolic
Biological process (GO): glycolytic process; gluconeogenesis; glucose 6-phosphate metabolic process
Cellular component (GO): cytosol
Molecular function (GO): carbohydrate derivative binding; monosaccharide binding; glucose-6-phosphate isomerase activity
Source: RefSeq, a predicted model, not a curated record